AUGGACUUGCCAAAUCCACACGUGGCACUCUUUGCAAGCCCCGGCAGCCAUCUAAUUCCUCUGGUAGCCCUCUCCAAGUGCUUGUUCUCCCUGCAUGGCUUCCACUCCACCAUCUUCGUCGCCUCAGCUCCCACUACCACUUUCCUAUCUAAAGUCGAAUCCCUAAACCUCCCCUCCGCCAUCCGCAUCGUCCAUCUAUCGCCGCCCAAUAUCUCCACCUUUGUCACUCGUCAAACAGCCGUCGUCUCCUGUAUCCACAUCAUCGUCAGAGAAUCAAUCCCAGCCUUACGAGCUGCUAUUGCUGACAUGUCACGGCAACCCACUGUCCUGGUCGUUGAAAUGUUCGGCACCAGUGCUUUCACCGUCGCAGAAGAGCUAGACAUCCCCAAAUACCUCUACAUCCCGAUGACGGCAGCUUACUUGGCGUUGAUGGUGUCCGUGCCGACGCUGCAUAAGGAGAUAAAGGGCGAGUACGUGGACAUGCAGGAGCCGCUUUGCAUCCCAGGUUGCAAGCCGAUUCGGGCGUAG
This is a messenger RNA of Macadamia integrifolia, 528 nucleotides long. RefSeq names its product anthocyanidin 3-O-glucosyltransferase 5-like. NCBI's taxonomy places the organism in Eukaryota, Viridiplantae, Streptophyta, Magnoliopsida, Proteales, Proteaceae. The transcript has a single exon. The record is from RefSeq and is a predicted model, not a curated record. Bases 1 to 528 code for a protein of 175 amino acids.